AUGGCCGACCAGCUCAGCCUCGCCUUCGCCGCCCUCGCCGACCCGACGCGCCGCGCCAUGCUCGCCCGGCUCGCCGAGGGACGCGUCGGCGUGUCGGAGCUGGCGGAGCCGUUCCUCGACUCGAUGAGCCUGCCGGCCGUCACCAAGCACGUGCAGGUGCUCGAGCGCGCGGGGCUAGUGACCAAGACUCGCGAGGCGCAGCGGCGGCCUUGCGAGCUCAACGUCGAGGGCUUGCGCGACAUCGCCGACUGGGUCGAGCCCUACCGCGCGAUGUGGGAGGAGACCUUCGAUCGGCUCGAUGAGUACCUGAAGACGGUUGCCGCGAAGCAAACGCCUACGAAGAAAAGUCCGAAGAAAGAACCGCCUCUCAAGAAGCAACCGGCGUCGAAGAAGCGAGCGAAGCGGGUGGCGGCCAAGGCAAGAAAGAUGGUCGCCAGAAGUAAGCCGAAUGAGCUCUAUCUCACGCGAGUCUUCGACGCGCCGGUCGCCGUCGUUUGGGACGCGUGGACCGACGUCGAGCAGGUCGCGCAGUGGUGGGGGCCGCGCGGUUUCACGCUGACGACGCACAGUAAGGACCUGCGUGUCGGAGGGACGUGGGUCUACACGAUGCACGGGCCCGACGGCACGGACUGGGAGAACAUCACGCACUACCACGAGGUCGUCGAGCCGAGCAAGGAGAAGCCUGGGAAGCUUGUCUACGACCACGGCGCCUCGGCCGACCGGCCGCCGCUGUUCCGCGUCACGGUCUCGUUCAGCGAGACCGACGGCAAGACGACGAUGGACAUGACGAUGGCGUUCGCCACGGCCGAGAUGGCGGCGGAGAGUCGCAAGUUCAUCAAGAAGGCCGGCGGCGACUCGACGUGGGACCGCUUCGCCGAGUACCUCGAUAAACAGUCCACCGGCAAAGAACGCUUUGUCAUCAACCGCAGCUUCGACGCGCCGAUCGAAACGGUGUUCGACAUGUGGACCCAGCCCGAGCACGUCGCGCGGUGGCUCCCGCCGACGGGUUUCCAGAUGGAGUUCUUGCGGUCCGACAUCCGCGUCGGCGGCAGCGCGUUCUACCGGAUGUAUAACGGCGCCGGCGAAGAGCUGCACGGCCGCAUCGAGUACCGCGAGAUCGAGAAGCCGAGCCUGCUGGUCUACACGCAAUCGUUCACCGACGCCGACGAGAACCUGACACGGCACCAGAUGGCGCCCGUCUGGCCCGAGACGAUGCUGACGAUGGUGACGUUCACGAGCGAAGGCCCCGACGCGACGCGCGUCAAAAUCGUCUGGGAGCCCUGCGGCGUCUACUCACCCGAAGAGGUGGCGGCGUUCGUCGCCGAACGCGGCGGCAUGACCCAGGGCUGGACCGGGUCGUUCGACAAGCUCGAAGAGCUGCUGGCUUGA
This is a messenger RNA of Symbiodinium sp. CCMP2456, 1389 nucleotides long. Lineage: Eukaryota; Dinophyceae; Suessiales; Symbiodiniaceae. The record is from the annotation of a GenBank genome assembly.